Messenger RNA from Monoraphidium neglectum, 933 nucleotides. RefSeq names its product Aquaporin TIP3-2. The coding region runs from base 1 to 933 and encodes 310 amino acids. Gene Ontology annotation, biological process: transmembrane transport. Gene Ontology annotation, cellular component: plasma membrane. NCBI's taxonomy places the organism in Eukaryota, Viridiplantae, Chlorophyta, Chlorophyceae, Sphaeropleales, Selenastraceae. The record is from RefSeq and is a predicted model, not a curated record. Gene Ontology annotation, molecular function: water channel activity. The transcript is spliced from 7 exons.
AUGGUGCAGACCGACACUAUCUUCAACAACUUCGCGGGUGUGCGCUCGCGCACAUUCUUCGUCUCGCUGCUAUGCGAGUUCCUGGGCGUCCUUAUCUUCUCGUUCCUCGGAUCCACCGUCUCCGGACCGAUGGGACCGUGGGUGAACGGGCUGGCCCUGGCGGUGUUGAUUUACACUGCCGCAAACAUCUCUGGUGGUCACCUUAACCCCGCUGUGACCGCCUCCACUGUGUUCUGCGGCUUCUACCCCAUCCUUCGGCAGCACCUGCGGCGCGCAGGGCCAGCGCGGAUCCUGGGCGGCAUCUGCGGCUCCCUCCUCGUCGCCGGCCUCCUGCCUGGCGCCAGCGUCGGCAUGGGCGACUCCGGGCCCGGCUGCUUUGAGCCCGCGAAGGGGCUGACCAAGAGCCAGCUGUUCGGCUGGGAGGUGGUCAUGACGUUCACCCUCAUCUCCGCCGUGUACGCCUGCGGUAUCGCCAAGCCCGGGCACGGCAGCUUCACCCCGCUGGUGGUCGGCCUCACCCUCACCGCCUGCGCUGGCACCGGCGCCCAGUGGACCGGCGCCGCCCUCAACCCCGCGCGCGUGAUCGGCCCCGCCGCCGUGUUCGGCUGCUCCAAGUCGACCUGGUGGAUCUACGUCCUGGCCCAGAUCAUGGCGGCCGCGCUGGCCUGCACAGUGUUCGCCGUGGUGUCCGGCUUCGGCCCCCUCUUCCCCGUCAAGUCCAUGGCCGAGUUCCACCUGACAAGGGCGCAGGCGCUGCACCUCCUCUACACGGGCCAGCCCCCAAAGAGCAUCCGCGAGUCGAAGGCUGACGAUAUCAACGACGUGAUCGAGCGCAUCCAGGCCGAGCACGGCCGCCUGAUCACCCUCGCCCAGAAGAGCGCCAGCGGCAAGGUGCCCGACAGUGACGUCAUCCAGGGCCGCGACGCGGUCUAG